Molecule: messenger RNA, 809 nt
Organism: Ostrinia furnacalis (Asian corn borer)
Lineage: Eukaryota; Metazoa; Arthropoda; Insecta; Lepidoptera; Crambidae
Gene: RpL24-like
Product: ribosomal protein L24-like
Exons: 3
Coding region: 68-646 (192 amino acids)
Biological process (GO): ribosomal large subunit biogenesis
Cellular component (GO): nucleolus
Molecular function (GO): structural constituent of ribosome
Source: RefSeq, a predicted model, not a curated record
GACACAAACGAAACGAGCCUUUCCUUUUUGACGUGCUGUGUAAAACAAAAACACGCACGUGUAGAAAAUGCGUAUUGAAACUUGUUAUUUCUGCUCGUCCAGGAUAUAUCCUGGACAUGGCAUUCAAUUCGUGAGAAACGAUUGCAAGAUUUUCAGAUUCUGCCGUUCAAAAUGCCAUGCGGCGUUCAAAAAGAAGAAGAACCCGCGUAAAACCAAAUGGACUAAAGCCUACCGUAAGACAGCGGGCAAAGAGUUGGCUAUUGACCCGUCCUUUGAAUUCGAGAAGCGUCGCCAUGCUCCAGUGAAAUAUAACAGGGAAUUAUGGACGAAGACCAUCGAGGCAAUGAAGAAGGUGGAGGAGAUUAGGCAGAGGAGGUCGAACAACUACAUUAUGCAGAGAUUGAGGAAGGGACGUGAAGUGGAGUGGCAGAGAGACGUCAGAGAAGUCCAGAGGGAUAUUUCACUUAUCAGAUCACCAGCAGCAGGUCUCAAACAAAGACAGGCCCUAGAAGACACUGAGAUGGAAGUGGAGCCAGAAACAAUUGAAGUCGUUGAUGCUAAGGGCCGCAAGAAAAUUAUCGAGGCACCUGUCAUGGUGCCCGCUACUGGAGAAAUGAUCGAAGAUGGUGGAGAUAUUGAGUUAUAAGCAUCAGUGUUUGAAUAACAUAGACAAUGAACACCAAAUAGUAGCCAUAAUACCUGGUUCUAUGUGAAAAUCAACAAGUUUCAAGUUAUUACGCUUUUAUGAAGAACACUUUUCAAAAAUGGGAGUCAUCAUUUUUGUUACCUACUGUAGUCAUUCAGUAAUU